GAAACCAGAGUCUCAUACAAGUUUCCGAAGUCGUAGAAAACUAUUAAGAAUUUCAUUUUCCCAAAGUCCAAAUAAAACAGAUAAAACAAAAAAUGAACCAAGCAUACGUUACUUUUGCUCGUAACGCGAAAGAAGUCGACGAAGCUUUACUUCUUUUGAAGUCGAUUAGAGAAACAAAGACUUCAAAGCAAAGUCUGAUCCUGCUUGACUCUGAAAAUCUUGGAAAUGAAGCCUGGAACAAAUUGACAUCUUCAUUUGAAGGAGUUAUUGAGUUACUAACUUAUGGUGACUAUGACUUUAGAUGUCAUGCCUUGCUAAAAUGUAUGACUCUAGUGCACUUUGACCGAAUCUGCUUAAUCGACCCGUCUGAAUCGGUUGCUCAAAAUAUGGACCACAUUUUCGCUAUUGAUACUACAAAAUUUAUCUUUUGGAAUGACAUGAUUGUAUUGACACCUAAUAUGAGAACUCAUCAAAAUUUGUUGAACUAUCUUAACGGUGUGGAAAAACAAAAAACAAUGGAUGAAUUGAAACGGUUCAUAAUCGAGGAUUUCCAGGCUUUGCAAUUGGACAACAAAUUCCAAAUAGAUUUUGAACAGAACCAAGUAAUCUCGACCCAGCUUGUGAACAAUGUAGAGAAAAGUAGCACUGAAGACACAACCAAAUGUGAAAGCUGCGGCCCAUUCUCAAAAUACGUCCCAGCAGAUGCUAAGAGGCGAGAAGGAACCGAAAGAGAAAAACAUUUGGCCCCUUUCACCUACGUUUUUGGGAUGAAGGGGAAAAAUGUUCGGCAAGAUAUCGCCGUCGCUUUUAACUUCUGGUAUGCAGUUAGUAGCGCAGAUAUGGAGUGGAUUUUUCGCUUCGGUAAUCUCCUCCACACCGGAUCUUUGAUGAUUGACGAUAUUCAAGACCAUUCUCAACUUAGGAGAGGCAAACCAGCGGCCCAUGUAGUCUAUGGAAUUCCACUAUCAAUAAAUGCGGCCAACUAUGCUUACUUUGACGCGUUAAAAGUCCUCUUGGAGAAGAAUUGUUUAGAGUGUGUUAGAAUUGUUACCGAAGAAUUGAUCAACCUCCAUCACGGCCAAGGAAUGGAGCUGUACUGGCGAGACUGGGAAAUAUUUGCACCAAACGAUGAUCCCAAAAAGUACAUCCCGACGGAAGAUGAGUAUGUGGAAGUCUUUGUGAAAAAAACCUCUGCACAAUUCCUCCUCCUCGUGAGGAUCAUGCGUCUGCGAAGGAAUAAGGAUAUGCGUGACGUGGACCUCGCGAAGUUGGCCAAAAUGGUUGGAAUCUACUAUCAAAUUUGGGACGACUUCAUGAACCUUACUUCCAAAGAGUUCACCGUCGCUAAGGGCUUUUGUGAUGAUAUUUCCGAAGGCAAGCUAAGUUUUCCCGUAAUCCAUGCCCUCAACAAGGUUAACGAAGAGGUCAAAGAUCGACUCAUAAAACUUCUAAGGGAGCGGUCUACCUUGAAAAAAGUGAAGCUCGAAGUACUGGAAAUUUUGAACAGCUGUGGCGCCAUGCAAUAUACGAAAGAUAAGUUGACGCAGUUGAGGGUCGAGAUUGGGAAGGAAAUCGAAAGCCUAGGGGAAAAUCCAGGGUUGGAAUCGUUUCUAGAAAAGUUGUGGAUUAAGAAAUAAUCAAACACUUUUUCGAUUUAGUUUUGAUGACUAAGGAUCCUAAGAUAAAUAUACAUAGUUUAAUAACGUACUUAAUUAAUGGUAUGUGUAUGAGGUUAAUUAUAUUAAUGGUACAUGUACGAAAUUUUAAAUGGUUGAAUUGUAAAAUCUUCUGUUUGAAGCCAUUGAAUGACUUCAUUCUGAAACAUCAACGGAAUUUGUUGUCAAUAGGAGAAUUCAAGUCUUCUAAAUUUAUGUUUGGAUUUUAAUCGCAUUGCAUAGGAAAAUAAACCGUUGCAAACGAAAUG
Messenger RNA from Folsomia candida, 1924 nucleotides. Its product is annotated as geranylgeranyl pyrophosphate synthase. The record is from RefSeq and is a predicted model, not a curated record. The transcript has 8 exons. The coding region runs from base 93 to 1637 and encodes 514 amino acids. Gene Ontology annotation, biological process: isoprenoid biosynthetic process. Gene Ontology annotation, molecular function: prenyltransferase activity. Lineage: Eukaryota; Metazoa; Arthropoda; Collembola; Entomobryomorpha; Isotomidae.